This is a messenger RNA of Pimephales promelas (fathead minnow), 1492 nucleotides long. RefSeq names its product B-cell CLL/lymphoma 7 protein family member A. Lineage: Eukaryota; Metazoa; Chordata; Actinopteri; Cypriniformes; Leuciscidae. The record is from RefSeq and is a predicted model, not a curated record.
GCGAGUGUGUGCGCGCGCGCGUGUGUGAGUGUGUGAACUGCCGGCGAGCUUAAAAAUAUUAUCGAGUGGCGGGAAUGUCUGGCAGGUCAGUGCGCGCGGAGACCCGGAGCAGAGCCAAAGAUGACAUCAAACGCGUUAUGGCCGCUAUUGAUAAAGUGCGAAAAUGGGAGAAAAAAUGGGUGACGGUUGGAGACACUUCCCUGCGCAUCUUCAAAUGGGUUCCAGUGACUGAACCGAAGUCAGACGAUAAGAACAAAAAGAAGAAGGGCAGAGAGGAGAAAUAUGGAUCGGAGUUGACGACUCCAGAGAACAGUUCCUCUCCGGGAAUGAUGGACAUGCACGAUGAGAACAGUAAUCAGAGCUCGAUAGCCGAUUCCUCUCCGGUGAAGAUGGAGAACAGCUGUAGCACGAGCCCGACACCAGAGGCCACUGCUGCUCACGCUGAUGGAAACAAGUGCAAGGCAGAACAUAUGCCAUCCCCUGACAAAGGGAAUUGUAACUCCACCCCUUCAGAGACCUCAGCAAGCAAAAAAGAUACUCAGUUAAUACAGGAGAAGGAGUCCCCAUCAGACACCUCGACAAACACUCAGGAAAGUGAAGAUGGUUCUCCACCCACAAAGAAAAGCAAAGUAGAAUCAUCUUCUCAGGACUUGGAUGACUAAAGCUGACUAGUUUGCUCCCACAUAUUUUAAACACGUCACUGUCACAAACCAAUGUGGAAAAGCGUCCCACUCAACAAACCAUUCCUAAUCUUCAAGUAGAGCCUCACCCUGUUCUUCAUCAUCUCACCUGGAGUGGGAGUUUGCAGACGUCACUGUGCCGGUGAACUGAGGCCGAAAGACUGACCUGAUCCUGUGAGACACCUGCAGCCUCGCUCCAUCAAACUCAUGCACGACACACAGCGUUAGUUUAACAGUAACAAGAGUCAAUGCACUGCAUAGAUUUGUCAAGAUGAAAGGUGGAUUUGCUGCUGUGAUCAUCUUCGUUUUAAGUCUUUUAUUAUUUAAUUCAAUGAGUCUACUAGUUUUUCUAACUACUCCGCAAAGGUUGUUGUAUGGUUAUAGUGCAGGUGCUUGGUUUGUCCAUAGAUUCUCUACUGGUUUGUGUGCCUUCUGGCUUCAUGAUGUGUGCAUUUUUACUUCUUUUUAUUUGUGGCUGGUUUUAUUUCGUUUUUUUAAAGGAAGAAUAUUUUGUUACAUGUCAAAACGACUCAAUAUACCUCAUUUCCAAACCAGCUGAGCUGGAACUUUAAUCUUGAUCGAUGGACGAUAAAUCCACUUCACCGAACAGUGAACACAAUCUGGCAGUUUUUAAAUGGUCAUUUUCAACAAUGAAUCGACUCUAACUUUAAUCUGAUUUAACGUAAAAGGAACUCAUGAUGAUGAAAUACUCAAGGUACAUUUGGGACCAUGAUUUCUUGAAAUUAUUGUACAGGUGAUUAAUUUUGCUUUUAUUUAUUCCAUCAUUAGUGCUUGUUUUUAGCAUUUUAAAU